This is a messenger RNA of Argentina anserina (silverweed cinquefoil), 1113 nucleotides long. RefSeq lists its product as uncharacterized. NCBI's taxonomy places the organism in Eukaryota, Viridiplantae, Streptophyta, Magnoliopsida, Rosales, Rosaceae. The transcript is spliced from 2 exons. The record is from RefSeq and is a predicted model, not a curated record. Bases 5 to 892 code for a protein of 295 amino acids.
AAUAAUGGAGACAUUAGUUGAAGCAGCUCUCCGAGUCUUGAACACCGCCGACCCCUUCGACAAGGCCCGACUCGGCGACUCGGUCGCCUCCCAAUGGCUCAACGGAACCAUCACUCUCCCUUACAACCCGACCCUCGACCUCCCCAUACCAGACCGCCCCGCCAGGCUCACCAACGUACAGCUCGUGCCGCCGAGUCAGAUGCCUAAGCUCGGCAGGGGCGGCAGCUUGCAGAGCCGGCAGGCCAUAGUCCACAGCCUGGCGCACACCGAGAGCUGGGCCAUCGACUUGUCUUGGGAUAUCAUCGCGAGGUUCGGCAAGCAGGAGGCAAUGCCAGUUGAGUUCUUCACGGAUUUUGUGAAGGUGGCGCAGGACGAAGGGAGGCACUUCACUCUGCUGGCGGCGAGGCUGGAGGAGAUGGGGUCGUUUUACGGCGCGUUGCCGGCUCAUGAUGGGCUAUGGGACUCGGCAACUGCGACAUCGGAGGACCUGCUGGCAAGGCUGGCGGUGGAGCAUUGUGUGCAUGAGGCGAGAGGGCUGGAUGUGCUGCCGACGACGAUAGGGAGGUUUCGGAAUGGGGGUGAUGAGGAGACGGCCGGGCUGCUGGAGAGGGUGGUGUACCCGGAAGAGAUCACGCACUGCGCGGCGGGGGUGAAGUGGUUUAGGUAUGUUUUCCUGAGGUCGGUAGGAAAGGGUGUGGAUGGAAAUGAGGAAGAUGAGGAAGAUGGGGUGGUUGAGAAGUUUCAUGAAGUUGUGAGGAAGCAUUUCAGGGGGCCUUUGAAGCCGCCGUUCAAUGAAGAAGCGAGGAGGGCUGCAGGUUUUGGUCCUCAAUGGUAUGAACCUCUUGCUGUCAAAGAGAGCAAGACUGUUAGUAAUAUUACUGCAACAUUUUGAUUGGAAAAUCAUGACAAAUUGUCAUUAGGAUUCUCCAGAAAUAAUGGAAUGCCCUGUUUUUUGUUCUUGAUUUCGGUUUCUAGAAAGUAAUUGUUGAAGUGAGAAAUUGGGUGUUUGGAUUCUAUGUUUCUAUCAGCAAUUUCAGAAACAUUUGGGUUUAGGGUGAUUGCAUUGUACCUCAAUAUUUUAGUAUGUACCUUUGGUUGCAAUUUGAUUCUAGA